Spodoptera litura is the source of this 2982-nucleotide messenger RNA. It is a transcript of the gene sano, whose product is annotated as CABIT domain-containing protein serrano. The record is from RefSeq and is a predicted model, not a curated record. Lineage: Eukaryota; Metazoa; Arthropoda; Insecta; Lepidoptera; Noctuidae.
AGAAUUCGCUAGAUGCCAACCGACUGUCGAGCAGAGCGCACGUCUCUCGCCGCUCCGCAGAAAAAAAACUUUUACGCGUCAAAAAUAAACGGUACAACUUAUCUUUUAAAGAAAUAUUGUCAUAAAAUCGUUGUUCAAGUUUAAAUAUAUGUUUUUUUAAGUUUUUCUGUGGUUGUUUUGUGUUUAUAAAGUUUGAGUCGAAGUAGAAAGUAACAUUGCAUUGACAAGAAUCCAAGUGGUCUGGUCAUGUGUAGUGUAGUGUGUGUUAUAAUAUAACCAAGGAAGUUCAAACCGUUUUGAAAACAUCCGCAGUAUUCAUCUUAAUAAGAUAUUGGAUGAGCUGUAACAGUAUAUAGAGAUUCAAUACUGAGCUGUGAAAACGUUAUUUACUUCGUGUCUUUUUAUAAGAUGUGACUAACCCCGUCAUGGCAGCCACCGACGGCCAAGUUGUGGCCGCAGCAUCACGCUGGUGUGAGGAGGGAAGCUACCUGCGAGAGUUCGCAGUCAAGAACCGACUGCCAAGCGUCGCCAAGAUUAUCAAAGGACAGUAUGGAGGCCUUGGUGUACCGACACUACCAAGUCCUGGACUUCAGAGCACUGCAUUGCUCGUGUCAGUAGGAAAACGAAAGAAAAUAAUAGCACAAGCCAUAAAACUCAAAGAAGGAAGGCGAAUGGUCAGCGUUGGACCCCGAAUAGCCAUCCCCGAAACAUAUAAAGGCUAUUUUGAAUUACUAAGCGAAGAAGGUCGAGCUGUGCGAUGUAUCGAAUCAGUAUCAGAACUAGCUAGGAGGAAACUAGACGAUGGAUGCCUUGUUAGAGAACCAGUUAGAGUAAUUUGUGCUAAAACAGACUUAGAUGGCAAUGUGACAGCUGAUGGAGCUAGAAAUCUACCAGCUGGGGAGGUUAUCAUGCCUAGAGGUGAAACGUUCUUAGGUAAAAAUAAGUAUUUGAAAUGUACAGACUCCAAAGGAGAUAUGGUGCUCUUAAGUCUGGAUCAAAGAGGAAAAUUCUCUGCAGUUGCUAAGGAAGAAAAUAUAAGCGGAGUGCACACAGCAAAAACUUUGUUGACUAAACGAUUGCCGAUCACUGUAAGACUGGUGCACGGAACUCCACCCAGGGGCCUGAAAAGCGCCAGCCAUUUUGUCCCAGAACUAAGACUACUGUCCAUGUUUGAAGAAGAUCAUGUUUUCGCUCUGCCCCUUCCCAAAGAAGGCAAUGCGUUAGUAGCGCUACCAUUAGCGGCGCCACUAAAAAUGCAAAGAUGCAAAAACGAGGAUCAAAUAAAGAACUUCAUGGAAUUUUCUAGACUAGUGGAAAAGUGUAAUCGAUUGUUAGUUGAUGUCGUGGAUCGAAUACAUGUGUUGGAUGGAAAGUUAGGUGAUCCUAAAAGGCUUCUGAACGGACCUCUUCACGCCCCACCUUUAGUCAAAACUGGUUACUUCCUUAGACGCAGUGCAUCUUCAGACACGGCGAACCAACACAAGCACAUGUCUCGCCACAACCACAUCUACAGCAGUCAUCGAGAUGAGAACAGUAUCCCAGACGAAUAUGACGAAAUAGACCAAAUUUACGACUACGUCAGAGGAUUUGCGCCUCUACCUAAGAAUAUAAAAGCCUCAUAUUCGAAUGAACCAUCUCCAAGACACGAAUCAGCUCCAGCAUCACCCGCAGCAACUCCUAUUCACAUGCCUUUAAUCACGGAAAUUAAACCAGAACCACCGCCGAUAGAGACGAUACCAACAAAGAAGCCAUUGAACAUUCAGAAAGCUGAGAAGAGAACGAGGAAGGCUCCAACACCGAUCAAAGAAACCCCAGUCACUGUUUAUAAGGAAAAGUGUUCCAUAGCGCCUGCAGCAAAUCUUCCAAAACUGUACAUCAAAAAUAGUGUGAACAACAGUAAGAAUAGAAUGGUUUUCCGUCAAAAGAGUACUUCGCCGACUAAAGAGGCACCUAGUCCAGUAGCUAGUCCGAUACGACCGAUCAAAGGUGACUCCCCAAUCUUCAAUAUAAGGUAUAAGAGUCUAUCAAAUAUCCACCAGGCCAUGGAAUUGGAUGGUACGUUAGAUUCGAGCCAUUCUGGAGGAAGAACGUCUGGAGAUUCUGGUAAUGGUCCGAAAUUGCCUGAAAAACGGUCUAGGAAGUUAAGCAGGCCGAAGUCAUUGACGAAUCUGGUUUGGGAGCUAAAGGGAUGCCCUGAUCCGGAGAAACCUAAGUCUAGAGUAAAGAAUGAAAGCUACAAGAAGAUUGGUAACAAAUUGUCUUUGGGAGCUCAGAAAAGGGUGCCGACGUUGUAUCUUUAGAUUUUGGUCCACGUUGUCUACACGACAGACGUGUGCGACCAAAGCAGACACACGACAAACGACUACAACGACCGAACAUAACAAAACCGUUACAUUUUGAAUAUACAUCAUACUUCGGCUAACUUCGGCAACCUUCGGGAGCGGACGGCGAACGACCAACGAGUUAAAUUAAAUAGUAUUUUAAACUCAGGAUGUAGCUAGUAUAGCAGAUCUUUGAUCGAUAGCAUAAUUAUUUCAUCUGACAAAUGUAAUAUUCAAUUGGACUUUUCUCACUAGCACCACCUGAGGAGAAUAAAAUUAAAAACUGUCAUUGUAAUAACAUAUAGAAAUAUAGGUGAGAUAGACCACAAUAUUGUUCGAUUCAAAACAGAAAAAAUUAAAUCCGACCAAAAUUUGUUGAGCACCGUCAUUAUAGACACAAUUAUAAAACAAUAGGUUGCGGUCACCGGUGACCGCUUGGUGUUUGACAGUUUAAAUAAAAUCAGAGUAAUAUUUUGAUGUUAAAAAUGUAAAAAUUUUGUAACAAAUUAUGAUCGCUAUUUUGACUCUUGUAGACAUGUUAUGUACGCACUAAAGUCAUGACUUUACAUACAUGACAAGUUCAGAACAUAAUCAAAAUAUUACACUAACAAAACAAUAGAUAAUUAAGGGCCAAUUUUUCCAACGCGAAAAAAAAUUUUAA